AUGCCGGAAAGGUUGAGCUCUCUGAAGGGCCUCGAAUAUGUUAACCUAUCACGAAAUAACUUUUCGGGACAUGUUCCAGCAUAUUUGCAACAGAUUGCUUUCAAGUAUCUAGAUGUUUCAUAUAAUGAUUUCGAGGGGGAGGUAUAUGUUAAGGGUGUCUUUGCCAACGCAAGUGCAAUAUCAGUCAUUGGGAACCAUAGACUUUGCGGGGGAAUACCUGAGCUUCACCUACCCAAAUGCACAAAUAUUAGCAAUUACUACCAAAAAAGCAAAAAACUUUCUCUUGGUGUUAUUCUAGUGAUUUCAGUACUAUCUUCCGUCGUUGCAAGUCUAGCUCUGGUGUCAUUUCUCCUGUUGUAUUUUUGUAAGAAGAAAACGUCAGAAUCAGAAUCAGUAGUGACUGAAUCUUUUGACAAGAUUUCAUAUGAAAGGCUUUUCAAAGCAACCCAAGGGUUCUCUUUGGCAAAUCUGAUUGGUACAGGUAGCUUUGGUUCGGUUUACAGAGGAGUUGUUGAUGAAGAUGAAGAUGGCAUUGGCCCCACUGUGGCCAUCAAAGUAAUAAACCUCCAACAAAGAGGAAGUUCCAAGAGUUUUGUAGCCGAGUGUGAGGCCUUGAGAAAUAUUCGUCAUCGUAACCUCGUGAAGGUCAUAACUAUUUGCUCAAGUCUCGAUUUCCAUGGCAAUGAUUUCAAAGCUUUAAUAUAUGAUUUCAUGCCAAAUGGGAGUCUCGAGAGUUGGUUGCAUCCUCAUGAUCAUCAACUAGACUUGUCUCAAAGAAUAAGCAUUGCCAAAGACGUUGCUUAUGCUCUUGAAUAUCUACAUUACCACUGUGGAAACACUGUUGUGCACUGUGAUUUGAAGCCGAGCAACAUUUUAUUGGAUGCUGAUAUGGUUGCUCAUGUUGGAGACUUUGGACUGGCGAAAAUUCUUUCGCUUGAACAACUUUCCAAUCCACACAAGAGUAGUAGCUCAAGCAUUAUAAGAGGAACUAUUGGGUAUGCACCUCCAGAAUAUGGAGUUGGAAAUGAAGUCUCCACCAGCGGAGACAUGUAUAGCUAUGGAAUCUUAAUGUUAGAGAUGUUGACAGGAAAAAAACCGGUUGAUCCAAUAUUUGAACAAGGGCUAAACCUGCAUUCUUAUGCUAGGAAAGCUUUGGCUGAUGGUUUUGUGCUUCAGAUUGUGGAUCCGAUGCUUCUAAAUGAUGAUGUCAUUGUCAACCAAGCGUGUUUGAUUUCAUUGGUGAAAAUCGGAGUGCAAUGUUCUUCUGAGUCUCCACAAAAUCGAUUGCAUAUUGGGACCGUUAUUCAUGAGCUGCAUGUCCUCGCUAAUGCUUAAAACCAGCUACCCUAACUAGUUCAAUCUUCACUGCACUGGCGCCACCUAAAACGUUUCGCUAGUGUUAAUUAUGUCAUGUGUGUUAUAACUUUAAUUUGUUGUCAUCGAUUGUGUUAAAUUUGUGUUAUUGUAAUGAUACUGAUAAUGGUGCGAAUGUAGACACACAGGGUGGUUGGUUUAAUUUUCUCUUCAAGGAACAAACACGCCCUACACCAAGCCUUUAUUUUGCUGGGAAGUGCAUAUUAGGAAUUUAAAAUCUUUGAAUAAGUUUAAAAAAAAAAAAACGUUG
Messenger RNA from Lactuca saligna, 1624 nucleotides. NCBI's taxonomy places the organism in Eukaryota, Viridiplantae, Streptophyta, Magnoliopsida, Asterales, Asteraceae. The record is from the annotation of a GenBank genome assembly.